GGCAAGGGGAGCGGCCAGCUGCCAAAGGGCUUUCCCCCCUUUUCUCCCCUAAGCCUUGGGGCAGGCGAGGUGGAUUACAAUGACCGCCACAACGGUAGCCAGUGGUGUCCAGAAACUUUCCAACACCAAAGAGGAAAGGAAGUUAAGAAAACCUUUGAUUGAAAGAAAACGAAGGGAGAGGAUUAACAACUGCUUGGACCAACUCAAGGAGACAGUGGUUGGCGCCUUUCAGCUUGAUCAAUCUAAACUUGAAAAAGCAGAUAUCCUCGAAAUGACAGUAAAGCAUCUCCAGAAUAUCCAAAACAGCAAAAUUAUGGCAGAUUCCAAAAUGGGCUUGGAAGCUCAACAGAGAUACAGCACUGGAUAUAUUCAGUGUAUGCAUGAGGUCCACAAUCUCCUCCUGACCUGCGAAUGGAUGGACAAGACCCUCGGAGCACGUUUACUGAACCAUCUGCUGAAAUCCUUGCCCAGAUCUAGUGAGGAAACUUGUAAGGCAGACUUGAGUCCAACCAACCGCAGGCGUAGCCAGAGGAAGACAACAGGUUCCGGCCAAUUGGAGGACCAGUUGUACCUUGUUGAAGACAAACAGGGGUUGAAAAAGUCCUUUCAGCCACAACCGCCCUCACGUUGUAGUCAGCGCGAGUUGUCACCUCCCAGUCAGAUCCUGCAGCCUCAUUUUGCACAUAGUGCCCCUAAUAUGGGGUCAUUAGACAUGUGGAGACCAUGGUAAAAAUGUCUUGGGGGAAAUGUUGUUUCUAAUCUUAGACCCUCUUAUAUGUAUCUUAUAGAUAUGCCUCUUUAAAACACUUUUUGGAGCAAAUCUGUUCCUGUAGGUGUACUAAAGACCAGGGUACUUCAAGCCGAAGUAAACCUCUAUGUAGCCUGCAUUGUAGAAGGCUGCUAUUAUAUUGUAUUUAUUUAAUGCAUCUAAAUUAUUUUAUAGAAUCUUCUCUUGAGCUUGUUAGUGUAUGUGACUUAUAUAAUAUACCUUUUCAUAUGUUAUUAAAAUAAUUAACAACUGAUUAAUAAAAAUAGA
This is a messenger RNA of Hemicordylus capensis (graceful crag lizard), 1036 nucleotides long. Its product is annotated as transcription cofactor HES-6-like. Gene Ontology annotation, biological process: regulation of neurogenesis; regulation of transcription by RNA polymerase II; anterior/posterior pattern specification. NCBI's taxonomy places the organism in Eukaryota, Metazoa, Chordata, Lepidosauria, Squamata, Cordylidae. Bases 80 to 730 code for a protein of 216 amino acids. Gene Ontology annotation, cellular component: nucleus. The transcript has 4 exons. The record is from RefSeq and is a predicted model, not a curated record. Gene Ontology annotation, molecular function: RNA polymerase II cis-regulatory region sequence-specific DNA binding; DNA-binding transcription factor activity, RNA polymerase II-specific; protein dimerization activity.